CUCACUAAAGACAGUGUUACUGUUUCCGUGGAUGCUGUUGUCUAUUAUCGUGUCUCAAAUGCCACCGUUUCUAUAGCCAACGUUGAAAAUGCUCAUCAUUCUACACGUUUGCUGGCACAAACAACACUCCGCAAUACAAUGGGCACAAGACAUUUACAUGAGAUUCUUAGCGAACGUAUGACAAUUUCCGGCACUAUGCAGCUACAAUUGGAUGAAGCCACCGAUGCAUGGGGUAUUAAAGUAGAGCGUGUUGAAAUCAAAGAUGUACGACUUCCGGUGCAGUUGCAAAGAGCCAUGGCAGCAGAGGCGGAAGCAGCACGCGAGGCAAGAGCCAAAGUUAUAGCAGCCGAAGGGGAACAAAAAGCAUCGCGUGCUUUGAGGGAAGCUUCAGAGGUUAUAGGCGGAUCACCAGCAGCUUUACAAUUAAGAUACUUACAAACUUUAAGUCAAAUAUCAGCUGAGAAAAACUCCACCAUAGUUUUUCCCUUGCCCAUAGAUUUAAUAACCUACUUCCUAAAAUCGAAUGAUGCUGCCACCCAACAAUUAGCCGAAGCUGCUGUUGCUGCCAUGGAUAAAAUUGCUACAAAACAGGACAACGAAACCUCUACAACUUUGGAGAAAUCUUCCUAAUACUUUUAAAACAAUACACAAAUCUAAAUAGUAUAACCUAUAACCCGUUUAGUUUAAUUUCUAACAAGAACUAAUUGAUCCUAGUAAAUGCUUUAGAAUAAUUGAAACUCAGCCAAUAGUUAUAUUUUAUAAUCCAUUGUAUUCAAAUUAGUAAGCCUAGUUUAGAGUAUUAAAACUAGUUUAAAGCUCUUUCCUCUUUUAAAGCAUUUGAAAAAAAAACUCUUUAAACCUAAUUAAACUAACUACUAGCAAGCUGUUGACUCAUUUAACCAAUAAUAUCUAUAACUAAACAUCUAUCUAACUAUUUAACUUUAUCUAUCGAUUAUUUUUAAUUUAUAAGGAAAUUUAAUUGAAUAAAUAAAAAGCAAUUAUAAAACCCAAAUGGGGUUUUCGGUUAUUUUAAUUUUGGCUAUAUACCAAAAUAGGAAACACUUUUACUU
This is a messenger RNA of Lucilia cuprina (Australian sheep blowfly), 1070 nucleotides long. Its product is annotated as band 7 protein CG42540-like. The transcript has 4 exons. Gene Ontology annotation, cellular component: plasma membrane. NCBI's taxonomy places the organism in Eukaryota, Metazoa, Arthropoda, Insecta, Diptera, Calliphoridae. The record is from RefSeq and is a predicted model, not a curated record. The coding region runs from base 139 to 630 and encodes 163 amino acids.